AUGUCCGGGCUGUAUAAUCCCAACAACAACAACAACAACUUCUCUCCGGUGAGAGCCGCUUCUCCUCAGAUUAGACCCACACCUUCAGAAAUGGACAGUCAGUAUCUUGCCGAGUUGCUCGCGGAGUAUCAGAAGCUUGGACCCUUUAUCAAAGUUCUUCCCAACUCCAGUCGUCUCUUGAAUCAAGAAAUUCUCAGAGUUUCUGGAAUCUUGUCCAAUCAAGGUUUUGGUGACUUAGACAGACUGCGCCACAGAAGCCCUAGUCCUAUGGCUUCUUCAAACCUCACUGCCACAGGGAUGCCUGGAUGGAAUACUUUUCAGCAGGAGAGAUUAUGUGGAGCUCCUGGAAUGACCAUGGACUGGCAAGCCGCGCCUGCAAGUCCUAACUCAUACAAUAUAAAAAGGAUUUUGCGUUUGGAAAUUCCAGUUGAUACAUACCCCAAUUUCAAUUUUGUUGGAAGACUUUUGGGACCUAGAGGAAAUUCUCUGAAACGAGUAGAAGCUACUACAGGUUGCAGGGUGUUUAUUAGAGGACAGGGAUCAAUAAAGGAUCCAGACAAGGAAGAAAAAUUGAAAGGAAGACCAGGAUAUGAGCAUCUCAAUGAGCCGCUCCACAUAUUGAUUGAGGCUGAUUUACCUGCUAAUAUUGUUGACAUGAGGCUUAGGCAGGCUCAGGAAAUUAUAGAAGAAUUGCUAAAACCUGUGGAUGAGUCAGAGGACUUCAUAAAGAGGCAGCAGUUGCGGGAAUUGGCAUUGCUGAAUUCAAAUUUUAGAGAAGAGAGUCCUGGGCCAAGCGGCAGUGUAUCUCCAUUUAAUUCUAGUGGAACGAGUGGAAUGAAGCGAGCAAAAACAGGUAGAUGA
This is a messenger RNA of Vicia faba (fava bean), 861 nucleotides long. The record is from the annotation of a GenBank genome assembly. NCBI's taxonomy places the organism in Eukaryota, Viridiplantae, Streptophyta, Magnoliopsida, Fabales, Fabaceae.